Molecule: messenger RNA, 1497 nt
Organism: Prorocentrum cordatum
Lineage: Eukaryota; Dinophyceae; Prorocentrales; Prorocentraceae
Source: the annotation of a GenBank genome assembly
AUGGCGGGCUUGUCGAAGGCUGCCUUCCUGAAGACCGACCUGGAAGCUGCGCUGCCCGACCCGGACGCCCGCGUGGGUCGCCGGAAGCGGGCGAGGCAGCGCGAGCAGGAGCGGGAGAAGGAGGAGCUGCACGCCGAGAAGGCGCCGCGCACCUCCCGCAGCUGGGUGGAAGCGGACAGGCGUGCCACCAAGCUGCCCACCGCCGGCGACGAGGGCGAGCCCGGCAGGGAGGACCGGCCCGCCAAGGGCCAGAAGUUCGGGGCCGCCGCGGACAGCGGCGUCGGCAAGAAGAAGUCGAAAAGCGGCAGAAGCACUCCUAACACCGUGUGCGGCAAAAAGAAGAAGCUGUGCGACACUUCCACGGUUUGGACCUUCAGCGGCUCGGGCUGGGGCACCAUCGAGGAGAAGCUAGGCGAGAAGGUGCAGGGCACGCUGCAGCGCUACGCAGUGCAGGAGCAUCAUCUCGCUGAGGAUAAGUGGCCUGUGGUCACGCAGUGCAUGAACGCGCAAGCUGCGGCCUGGGUCUCGGUCGGCAAGGGCGUAGUGAUCGCGUCCAUCGACCUGUGGACGGCGACAGGUAUGUCGUACCGCAAGAGGGAGCUGCUGACUCACGUCGUAGAGCAGCUGCAGACGCUGGGAGUGCCGUGGAUCGUGGGCGGCGGCUUCCAGGCGCAGUUGGCAGGCAUACGCGCGCAGGAGGGGUGGCCACCGACGCUGCGCAAGCCUGUCGGAAUCGCGAUCAAGCUGACGGUGGUCGAGCGCAACGUUAGGCUUGUGGAGGGGCCGAAGCCCGUGCCCGAACUGCAAAUAGGUUGUGCCUCUGCGCCGCCAAGAUACGAGCAGGUGGUCGGCUUCAUCUCGGAGGAGGUCGCGAACCAGGAGUGGGCCAAGUACAUUCGCGCGCGCACGGCGUCUGCCUGCCGCCUGGUUUGGGCCUUCUGCUUGGCAAGGCGGGCGCGUGAUCCAGCCCUGCCGGCCAGGUGCGGGGGGGGCGUGAGCAGAGCUGGAGAUCUGGGGGAGUACAUUCGCGCUUUCGAGAAGGAGGCCUUCGCGAUCAGGGGCAUGGCACGGGCCGAGAAAGACCCGCGCGCAUGGCGGUCGGAGGCGCCGAAGUGGCGGAUCACGCCGCUCACCUUCGGAGGCGACAGCUUCUCGGCGGCAGCGCGGCAGGCCACUUGGUGGAGAUGCCCGGCUAGGUCCCUCAGGAACCUGCAGGGGGCGCGCCAGAGGCUGCAUGCGACGACGGAGCAGUGGGACAUGCGCACGAGAGAAAGGAUGCAGCGUGAGAAGCUGUUCAAGAUAAGGAACCGGCGCACGAAGCACUUGGCGGCCAAGGGGCAGGGCGCGCGGCAAGCGCGCUGCGAGCUGUUGGCAACGAGGCGCCGGAGAAACUGCGCGGAGACAGGAAAGCUUCGAGAGUUGCGCUCGGAGGCGGCUUGCAAGUCCAAGGAGUGCCACCAGCAGCUGGUAGAAGGGGAGGCGCGCGAAGUGAGCUGA